AUGUCUAUUCAGUGGGGAGCUCAAUACCCCAAGCUAAAAACAAAUCUCCGGCUUGCCGUAAACAGAUUGAAGAUGAUGGGCAAGAAAAAGACAGAAAUGGCCAUGAAGGCACGAACUGAAAUCGCAGAUUUCAUUUCAAUUCAUAAAGAGGACAGAGCUCGUAUAAGGGUAGAGCAUAUUAUUCGUGAAGAUUUUCUGGUUGAGGCUUAUGAGAUUCUUGAAAUGUUCUGUGACCUUCUCUUGGGAAGAUUUGGUUUGAUCGAACAGAUGAAAGUGCUCGAUGAUGGAAUAGCUGAAGCGGUCAUUAGUAUCCUUUGGGCUGCUCCCCGAGUCGCUUGUGAUAUCCCAGAGUUCAAGAUAAUUAGCGAUCAAUUGACCACGAAGUAUGGAAAACCUUUCGCUGAAGCAGCCCGUGGUAACCAACUCGAUUAUCCAGCUAAAGUGAACCCUAAGUUGAUUCAAAAGCUGAGUGUUUCAGCUCCUCCAAAGCUCUUAGUUGAAAGAUAUUUGAUUUUGAUCUCCGACGCCGCCGGUAUUCCAUUCACUCCUGAUCCAGAUGUCAUGCGUGAAGAUGAAAUUGCUCAAGCUGAGAAGUUGUUAAUAGAUUUCAAGAAUGCGGGUGAAUUGACUAAUCCAACUCCAAACCCCCCUUAUGGAUGGAGUAAUGUAAUGCAACCAGGACCUCCUCCCAAUGUUGGGCUUCCCAUGCCCCCUAAUUCAAAUGAUUUCUUUGGGCAGGACCCAAAUGAUAAGAAGGGAGGAAACAACGGAGGAAGCGGUAACGGUGGUGGUAACAUCUACGAGGUUCCACGGGAUCGCUCCAAUAGAAAUCACGAGUAUGCUGAACCUCCCGGCGAGUAUCCUACACAGCCUCAAACUUUCAACGACAUUCCUCCUGUAGGCCAGUUUCAACUGCCGAAAAUUGGGCCUAACGGGGUUCCUGUUUAUCCGAACGAUGCCUCCUAUCCACCACUAAGUCAAAGAAACUCCGUCGUCAUGCCCCAUGACAAGAGUGGUGGCGCAAGCGCUCCUCAGCCUUCUUCCAAGAACUCUUUGGAGUCGGAAUUUACACUUCCUGAUCCUCCAACUGACUUCAAUCAUACCAACAAUGGUGGAGGUAAUGGCGGAAUCGGAGGAAGUUUGAAUCUCGAUUUCGACGAGUUGGCCAAGAGGUUUGAUCAACUUAAAGGAAAACCAUGA
This is a messenger RNA of Auanema sp. JU1783, 1200 nucleotides long. NCBI's taxonomy places the organism in Eukaryota, Metazoa, Nematoda, Chromadorea, Rhabditida, Rhabditidae. The record is from the annotation of a GenBank genome assembly.